AUGGAAGAGUUGAAGCCAAGACCUGCCAAUUUCUCCCCCCUCACUCCCCUCGGCUUCCUCGAAAGAGCCGCCACCAUCUACGGCGACUCUCCGUCCAUCAUCUACGCCCACACCACCUACACCUGGUCGGAGACUCACCAUCGAUGCCUUCAACUCGCCUCUUCCCUUUCCUCCGCCGGCAUCCAGAGAGGCCACGUCGUCUCCGUCAUCUCUCCCAACACUCCCCCCAUGUACGAACUCCACUUCGCUGUUCCCAUGGCCGGCGCCAUUCUCAACACUAUCAGUACCCGCCUCGACGCUCGAACCAUCUCCGUCCUGCUCUGCCAUAGCGAAUCAAAACUCAUAUUUGUCGAUCAGGCAUAUUAUGCACUAAUCCAAGAUGCCUUGGCCUUGUUCCCGCCGGAGAUAAACCGGCCAAUGCUCGUGCUCAUUGCCGACGACGCUGUAGCAGAGGAAUCAUCGUCCUCUGUUUUGAUUGAAGGAAAUUUUGUGGGUUCGUAUGAGGAAAUGAUUCGGAAAGGGGAUUCAGAUUUCCGGUGGAUUCGGCCGGCGAGCGAAUGGGAUCCAAUCGUUCUUAAUUACACCUCUGGAACCACUUCCUCGCCGAAGGGAGUGGUUCACUGUCACAGAGGAAUUUUUAUAGUAACUCUGGAUAUGCUUCUGGAAUGGGGAGUUCCAAAGCAAUCGACAUUUUUAUGGACAUUACCCAUGUUUCACAUCAAUGGAUGGAGUCUCACUUGGGGAAUGGCCGCCGUCGGUGGCACAAAUAUAUGCAUUAGAAAAUUCGAUGCCGCAUUGAUUUAUUCCCUAAUUCGUCGCCAUCACGUCACACACAUGUGUGCAGCUCCGGUGGUGUUGAAUAUGCUAACGAACUCUUUGGAUAACCGACCUCUUGAUCGACCGGUCAAGAUUUUCACUGGUGGAGCACCGCCGCCUGCGGCUGUUUUGUCACGCAUUGAAACAUUAGGAUUUGAUGUUACUCAUGGAUACGGAUUGACAGAGACAGCGGGGAUUGUGACUUGCUGCUCUUGGAAGGCAGAGUGGAACCGGCUACCGGCGACAGAGCAUGCGCGGUUGAAAGCGCGGCAAGGUGUGAGGACUGCAGCGAUGGCGGCGGUAGAUGUGGUUGAUUUAGAGACCGGAAAGAGUGUGAAACAAGACGGAGUUUCUAUUGGAGAGAUUGUUUUGAGAGGAGGAACAAUCAUGAUUGGGUAUUGGAAAGAUGGAGAAGCAACGGCAAAGUCGAUGACCGAGGAGGGGUGGUUCCAUACCGGAGAUGUUGGCGUGAUGCAUCCUGAUGGGUAUUUGGAGAUUAAGGAUCGGUCAAAGGAUGUGAUUAUAAGUGGCGGAGAGAAUUUGAGCAGCGUUGAGGUGGAGUCGAUUUUGUAUACGAAUCCAUCCGUGAAUGAGGCGGCGGUGGUGGCGCGGCUGGAUGAGUUUUGGGGGGAGACGCCGUGUGCGUUUGUAAGUUUGAGAGAGGGAUUGACUCAGAAGCCGACAGAGGAGGAGAUUAUUGAGUAUUGCAGAGGGAAGCUGCCGCGGUUUAUGGCGCCGAAGACGGUGGUAUUCAUGACGGAGCUGCCGAAAACGUCGACCGGGAAGAUCCAAAAGUAUUUACUUAGGGAAAUGACUAUGUCAAUGGGCCCUACAAAGAGGAGUUCUAAAAAGAAUUAAUUAAAUAUCCUCACAUUAAUAAUAUAUGUUAUUAAUAAGUGGAGACAUGCUCUCCUCAUGUUG
Cucurbita pepo subsp. pepo (vegetable marrow) is the source of this 1737-nucleotide messenger RNA. Lineage: Eukaryota; Viridiplantae; Streptophyta; Magnoliopsida; Cucurbitales; Cucurbitaceae. The record is from RefSeq and is a predicted model, not a curated record.